CCUCCUCCCUCCCUCCCUCUCCCUCCCACUCUUCCUCCGCCCGCCCGCGGAACUCCUGUCAGCUGAACAGCACAGCUCGAAGCGCACCUCGCUCCCCUGCAACCGCCAGGACCCGCGCGCGCGGGCUGCGUCCUCGGGGCGCGCUGUCGGGGGGGGAGGCGCUUUGGGGGAAAGGGCUCAAAGAUGUCUAACUUUAAAAAGAAGCAGAGGUUAGGAAUCCUCACCCUAUGAGCACCCCUGGGAUCUCUGAUCAGAUGCCUGGAGAGGUCCCGCUGCACAGAGCAGGUCACCGGUUCCUGUGAUCCUGUCAUCAUCAUCAUCAUCGCCUUCCAGACUCACAGCUGGGGUCCAAAACCCUUCUAUUGCCACAGUUUUGUGCCACGAAUGGCUACCCAGAGGAAGCACUGUGUAAAAGAUUUCAAUCCCUACAUUACUUGCUGUAUCUGUAAAGGAUAUCUUAUCAAACCAACUACAGUAACUGAGUGCCUCCAUACUUUUUGUAAGAGUUGCAUUGUACAGCACUUUGAAGACAGCAAUGACUGUCCCAGAUGUGGCAAUCAAGUCCAUGAGACCAAUCCAUUAGAAAUGUUACGGUUGGAUAACACAUUAGAGGAAAUUAUAUUUAAGUUGGUUCCAGGACUUCGAGAAAAGGAACUGUACCGUGAGACUGAAUUCUGGAAGAAAAACAAACCUCAAGAAAAUGGCGAUGAAGAAAAUCCAAAAUCAGAAAAUCCCAAAGAUGAUGAUGAUGGAGAUGGAAAUCAAGAGGAUAAAGACUAUCACAGGAGUGACCCUCAGAUUGCUAUAUGUCUGGAUUGUUUACGGAACAAUGGGCAGUCUGGGGACAAUGUAGUAAAGGGAUUGAUGAAGAAAUUCAUCCGGUGUUCUACACGAGUGACAGUAGGAACUAUCAAGAAAUUUCUAAGUUUAAAAUUAAAGCUUCCAAGUUCUUAUGAGCUGGAUGUACUAUGCAAUGGGGAAAUCAUGGGGAAGGAUCACACUAUGGAAUUCAUCUACAUGACAAGAUGGAGGCUACGAGGCGAAAAUUUUCGGUGUCAGAACUGCUCAUCUUCACAAGUCUGCUCACAGGAUGGCUCUUUUUAUCAGUCUUACCCCAUGGUACUCCAGUAUCGACCCAGAAUUGACUUCAGUUAGACCAAAGGGCCAGAUCCCACUGAGAUUAAUCCUGCACUAUGUUUACUCAUCGACAGAUUGCACAAUGAAUGGAUGUGCCUGGACUGGGGGGACACAACCAGAAUUGCAGCAUGCAAAUACGGACUUUUUCUUGAGUUGAUCAACAAUCCUUUCCCCACUUUUAGAGUAAGCCAAGUGCCAUUCAUACUGAAAAUUCAUACGAUAGUUAUGGCAUCAGAGACUGAAAACUGUAGCCAAAUUGUUAAAUGUAUAGUCAGGAGUCUAAAUCUCUGAAUACUUGUUUUGCCUGUUAGAAACAUUCACUGGUCCAUAACAUUGGUUAUUUUAGCAGAGGUAGCCCUCUGCUCUUUCACAUGUGGUGUUGCAGUUGAUGGGGUUUUUUUUCACAUGUACACUUUUAUUGAAAACCCACUGUUUAAAAAAAGUACUGUAUAAAAGGUUAAAACUAUACCUUUAAAAUAUUUGGGCUGGUAUCCUCUUCAGAGCAGAAGGGUAAUAAUGUAAGGAUUACCCUACUCUGGCAAAGUACUUACACAACUAUUUGUGCAACUGAUCACAUGACCAGUCUCACAACUACUGAGAGUGGGCACACAAAGGGGAGCCCAUUGGAGAGGUGAUACUUACAUGAUUGUCCUUCUGUGGUUACAUUGUAUAUAAUAUAUGGUUUAGGAAUGUGGUUAUUGGGCCACUACAAUUUAUCUUGUUCAAUUUCUCAUAGGUCCAGAUAUAAUGUACUCAUUAGUUUGCAGCAUCUGAAAUUUUAGAUUUUGUGUCAGAGACAGUAAAUACAAUCCUUUUGCAUUGAACCUAAAUGGUAUAAUGUCUCAUAACCCCCCUUCAUUAGUAUGUAUGACUUACCUAGAUGUUUGAACUGGAGCAGUAGCAGAUCAGCACACAUACAUCAGGUAAGGUUAUUUUUGCUAUAUAAUAACUUACGUACAAGGAGGAACAUGAGUUUUCAAGUUCGUGAUGCACUAAACAGUGUUUGUCUAUCCUUCAAACUGUUGCCAGAGUGGGCUUCCCUUUUGAAUUAUUUCAUUUUCGAUAAAUAUUGGCAAUAUUGCAGAAAAGAGGAUCUACUAAAACGAAUGGUCUUAGGUGUUCUGGAUUAGGACCACUAAGUUUACUUCUGCAUUAGUUAGGGUGAUGAAUAAUACAUAACGGUGUAUUCUAAAAUAUGCCAGUUUAAUGGCAUCCAUUACAAAUUUCUGUGGUUAUCUAGAAUCUAGCAGCUAUUGUAGAACUGAUUGCCACAUUAAAACUGAAGUGGAUUUAAUAUGAUUGACAAAGCUACCUGACCAAAACUACUGGCUUUUCAGGGUUUUCUUUUGAUAAGAAGCAGUAGUGUUACAAAAAUGUUGAUGGUUGCCUUAGCUAUUGCACGUGCAUUCCUUCUUGUAAAAAAAUACGUUGUGUUAUGGAUAUCAUUACAGAGAUCACAAUAUAUUCCACAUUGUUUCCUGUCUUCCAUUAUUUUUACACAGUUGAAAGCCAAAAUAACUAUAUAGUUGAAUAACCUGUACAACUGUUAAUAAACACAUUUACCUGUAAGUAAAUUAUAGAACAUAAGUAAUAUAGUUCACUUUGAGAAGCUAUGGGGUCCUUAAUUAAAUUUGGGAUAUUGUGGCAGAACAAAUACUCCAAACCAGUAUUUGUUCUGCCAUCGCAUGUGAAACAUUAUGUCUUGCUACAUAAAGAGAUGUAUUGUGCACUUUGGGGAAUAACCCAGUGCCCUUCAGACACCACAUGCAAGAGAUGUGAGCUCCAAUUUACAGUAACCAACAGAAGAGCAGAACAUUGUGUUGUCACUGCUGGGCUUGUGGAGGUCCCUUCUCCUGUAUAAUGUGAUCGGCACUGUCAGAUGCAGCAAAAGAGAUGGGAAGAAAAGGAACUGAAGCCAGUGCCUGCUUCCUCAGUACUGAUCACCUGUGAAAUAUUGUGGGCACAGUUCUGUAGAUGCAGUAAUUUUAAUUCAAAUAGCAUCUUAAGGUAGAGGCAGAGAACUUUCAGCUCUCCAAACAUUGAACUAGAUAUUCUGUUGACCCUGGCCAUUAGGUGUGCUGUCUUGGGUUGAUGGAAUUUAGAGUCCAGCCAUGUCUGAAAGACCACUGGCUGCCCCUGCAAUUAGGUUCAUGAAAGGGUUUCACACUCAGUGAAAUCUUACGUUUCAAAAUUUGAGCAACAGAACAUCCUUCUGCAUGCAAUAUAAAAAACUGCAUCGUCUUCAGUUCAAUUCGUUUGUAAGAGCAGUUGCUAUACUGCACAUGAGACUUCUCCUAGGAAAGGAUGUCUACUGUUCUUUUGGGCUGAUGAAUCUAUUUGGAUCUUAGAUGAGAACAGACACAAGCGCACCAUCUGAUUACAGUGUAGAUACCUGCCUCUGUGUACAAACUAGCUUUGGGGCAAAUAUAUUAAUAGUGUGUUUUGAAAGCUAUUUUUAGACAUUACCUGGAAGCACUGGACAAGGGAUAUAACAAUAAUUUGGGCAUUUCCAUGAUUCUGAGUAACAUUCAAAUUAGCCAUUCCUGCAUCUCCUCCUGAAAGAAAUGCCUAUGUUAGAUACAUAGCCAGAACUUGUGAAUCUUGCCAUGGGGAAAGCAUGUAAGUUUCUACUCCAGAUAUCAGCCCAAAGUUUGGAAAUCAAUGCAAAAGCUGUGCUUUCAGGACCUACAGAUAAUAUCCAGACUGUGUCAAUGCAGGUCAGUAAUAUACAAUAACUUUACUGAAAUUUCUGAAAUUUCCAUCAUUAAUACACUAUCAGGGCUAGUCUUUUAAUACCAAUGUUGUGGAAACAUUUCAGUUUAAUAUUAGUAAAUGUCAAUUUUUCUCCCUUCUCACUGGUUUCCUAAAUAGCAGAACAAAAAUAAAAACAAAAGAGUUUCAUCACCUUAAUGACUAAGCAGUGUAAAAGUGUGAUCAUAUGGGAAAAUAGAUCACAUUUUGGAUCUCUUGAAGCAUAGUUUGGAGCAAUCUAUUUCUGGGUAAUCUCAUGACACAGGAAAUUGCCCUUUCAGCCCAAUCCCAAUCCAUGUCUAAACUGGUCCUUUUUGGUCCAUCCAUAGGGCUACUAUUUGGGGGGUGGGGGCAGGAUGGAAUGAUUCCCUGACAGACAGAAGGGUUACUUUAAAUGCGAUUGCUCCCUGUAAAGUGACUCUUUCCAGUGCAAUCAGUUGCAUACUUUUUCACCAUCUGAUCACACCGUUAGUCUAGUUUGAACACUGUUUUUCUGCACUACCCCCUGCUUUGUAAUGUCCAGCCUAAUAAAUAUUCUUGAAAAAGUCAAAA
This is a messenger RNA of Pogona vitticeps (central bearded dragon), 4440 nucleotides long. It is a transcript of the gene PCGF5, whose product is annotated as polycomb group ring finger 5. Lineage: Eukaryota; Metazoa; Chordata; Lepidosauria; Squamata; Agamidae. The record is from RefSeq and is a predicted model, not a curated record.